Molecule: messenger RNA, 1193 nt
Organism: Cladocopium goreaui
Lineage: Eukaryota; Dinophyceae; Suessiales; Symbiodiniaceae
Source: the annotation of a GenBank genome assembly
AUGCUUUGGUUAAUAAGCCAAAGAGGUAAGGGAGGCAAAAUACACCACAGCCAGGAUUUCGAAACUGACGCAAAUAGCAUAAUAUGGUUUAUUUUCGAGAGUCUCUUCGUCAUUCUUUUCAUCAUCGAACUUGUGAUCCGUUGGGCCUCGCUGAAGAGGCGAUCAACUUUCUUUCAUGAUGGAUGGAAUAUUUGUGACGUGAUCCUCGUGCUGGCCUCGGGUGUCGACUGCUUCGUCCUGAGCCUGAUUGGAAUCGGUGGGCAGAUCCGCUUCUUCACGGUGAUCCGUGCGUUGCGAGUGAUCCGGUUUGUGCGCCUUGUCAGAAUGUUCUCUGCUUUUCGAGAGUUAUGGCUGCUAGUGGGCGGCCUUACAAACUCUGUGAAGGCUUUGUCGUGGGUAGGGCUAGUUGUGUUCAUGCUCAUUUAUGUUUGUGGUAUCAUUUGCACCGCAGAGAUAGGUCAAAAUGAUGAGACAUACGCAAUUGGCCCUUCCUACAAUGGAGAGGUAUGGCCAUACAAGCAAUACUUUGGAACCGUGUUUAGGUCAAUGUUCACCCUUCUGCAGGUCCUGACUUUGGACGGUUGGUGCGAUGACAUCGUUCGGCAUGUGGUCUACAGACAGCCGGUGAUGGGCGUUUUUUUCAUUUGCUUUAUCCUCCUCACUUCCUUUGGCCUCAUGAACGUCGUUGUCGGCAUCAUUGUAGAAAACACCUUAGCUGCUGCUCAGGUGGUCGACAAGCGGAAAGAAGAAAAACUUGCAAGACAUCGCAAGGAGACUGUCCAGCAGCUGGUCGCCAUCCUGUCGAGGUCUGACUCCAAGCGGUCUGGCUUGAUCUCGCUUGAGGAGCUGCGAGCAGCAAAUCAGAGCGUAAUUGUCCAGAAGAAAUUCGAAUCUAUUGGUUUGCAGUUUGAGGAGGUUGAACAUGUUUUUACACUGCUAGACGUUGACCGCUCUGGAAAGAUAGAACUAUUGCGAUUCGAAAAUGCUUGUCGAGAGUUGGUAGGUGGUGGCAAGCGUCGAGAUAUUGCGCAAGUGGAGGUGAACAUGGGAACUUUGGCCAAUCGGCUGGACAAGUUGGACAACAAGUUCGGAUUGAUUGAGCGAGAGGUGGCCACCAUCGCUGCAAUGACCGAAGAGUUUGUUCACAACACAGUUCGACAUUUGACUGGGCAUGAUCCUACUUUGGCCAAACG